Messenger RNA from Cynoglossus semilaevis (tongue sole), 712 nucleotides. RefSeq names its product protein bicaudal D homolog 1-like. Gene Ontology annotation, molecular function: dynactin binding; dynein complex binding; cytoskeletal adaptor activity. Gene Ontology annotation, cellular component: cytosol; Golgi apparatus. The coding region runs from base 50 to 616 and encodes 188 amino acids. Gene Ontology annotation, biological process: protein localization to organelle; regulation of microtubule cytoskeleton organization; positive regulation of receptor-mediated endocytosis. Lineage: Eukaryota; Metazoa; Chordata; Actinopteri; Pleuronectiformes; Cynoglossidae. The record is from RefSeq and is a predicted model, not a curated record. The transcript has 2 exons.
UUCCAGACAGGGACGCGGCCUCAGAGGAGUCAGCGCCAGCCUCAAAGCCAUGUCUUUAGACAACAGCAAAGUUCUCCUCACGCCGCGGCUCGCCAGGCGACUGGCCGCUAUUGCCUCGACAACCUCAACUUCCGGGGAGUCACGCAGUCCUUCAGAGUCUCCGUCCAAAGAGCCCCUGGGCAGGGAGGUCACGCGGCUGGAGAAGGACCGGGAUCGGGAUCGGGAGAACCUCCAGGUGCCGCCUGAGCAGGUCCUGCCCGUCUGCACGCCUCCGUCUCGUUCACCCAGUAUCAGUGCCUCUUCAUCGUCAUCGUCGUCGUCGUCGCCCGCUAUUGAACCGGCCAGCGAGCUGCGCAAGGAGCCCAUGAACAUCUACAACCUCAACGCCAUCGUCAGAGACCAGGUGAGGCACCUGCAGCGGGCGGUGGACCAGUCUCUGCAGCUGUCCAGGCAGAGAGCUGCAGCCAGGGAGCUGGCCCCGUUGCUGGACAAGGACAAGGAGAGCUGCAUGGAGGAGAUCCUGAAGCUCAAGUCUUUGCUGAGCACCAAGAGGGAGCAGAUCGCUACACUCAGGCUGGUCCUCAAGGCCAACAAGCAGGUGACGUGGACUCACUGACACACAUGACACAACAUCACACCCCCCCUACUGGCCAUGUCCAGGAAGACCGCUAUGACAUGAGUCCUCAGUAACAAAGGUGUCAAUAAGUAGAUC